AUGGAUUACGAGAACUAUAUUCUACAACUUCGAACCUCUACAAGUUUCCGCGGCUAUGUGAUAUUUAUCAAUAUUCUGACGACAAUUACAAUAUUUACAUCAAUUCUGGCUAUCAAGAAUCUACUAGUGAAGAAACUAUUCAACAAACCGACAAAUCAUUUAAUCAUUUCGAAUAUUGUUUGUCAAAAUAUUCACAAUUUUUCGUAUUCCUAUAUUGAGGUGAAUCGGGAACACAAGUUUGUGGGCUCCAAAGAAGCUCGAGAAUGA
Molecule: messenger RNA, 267 nt
Organism: Caenorhabditis angaria
Lineage: Eukaryota; Metazoa; Nematoda; Chromadorea; Rhabditida; Rhabditidae
Source: the annotation of a GenBank genome assembly